UUUAGGAAUGCUAAUACAAAACAACUUCAUAAUUUUUAAAGAAACAUAAUGACCUACUACGGCUUCUAAAUCUGUGAAUUUUCCUUAUGACUUGAAAUGUACAUCCUGCGCUCGUUCCCUCCUAAGCUUUGUCGCUUCGUUAUAAAAAUCAAUAGCAUUAGUAAGUUCGUACAAACGAAUUAUACGAAUCCCUUUGUGUGCGUCGCUAAGCUUUCGGUGUGCGGAAAACAAAAAAAAACCACGAGCGAAAUUCUUGUAAUAAAAAUCAAUCGGAGCGGAGAGAGAAGGCGCCGCGCGGGGCGCCGACUGGUCGGGCGCCACCCCCGCCUCCCUGCAUACCUACACGUGCUAUAAUGCACCUACCCUCCCUGCCGACUUGUCUACCGCUAUUUUUCCAGAUAAAUGUUUCUUAACUUAAGAAAAUGCAUCUAAAGUUUUAAAACAAUCUUAUAUCUUCAGACUAUCAUAAUUGCGUUCUGACCGGCCCUAGAACAGACUGAAAUGGCGGGAGAGGGACCAACGCUACAAUGCGGCGCGCGGCCGGUUCCCGGCAAAAAGGCGUUUGUUUUUAUUUCUUUGGCGCGGAAAAAAAUCAGCACGCGCCCGCCCUGCACCUCCUAAACAUGCGCCACGCAGCGACGCAGACUCGGCCGGGUGUAUGCCGAAUUCACUUUCAUUUGCGACAUCUCAUCGUUUCCCGAAGGUCACCGUGCAGUCGCGGGUGUAGUGACAAGUCCGCGGUGCAUGUGUGGCGGGCGAGUGCUUGCGGCGGCCACCGCUGACCGACUAGGUGAGUCGAGUGAAUUUCGCGCCCUCGUCUUCGGCAAUUCCGUUUCCCUCGCGUUUAUCGGCACCCGUUAUGCACCGUCCUUCGCCGUGUGCCGGGAAGACGGUGAAAGUGAAUGUGUUUUCGUAUCUCGCGGUGUGUCGGGGUCGCGCAGACGUGCGCUGCGGCCGGGUUGCUCCUCGAAUGGAACGAUAUGAAGCGACGAGAGAGGGUUAACCGCGCAACUUUACAUUCACUACUUUCCUCCACCUCUGACAGGUGAUAGCGUACAAAUAUAUGCGUUACCGACGGUUUCUUAAAGUCGCUUAUCCUAAAAUCUUAUAAGUUUUCUCUUACGUGUAAAGUUUUGAAUCAGUCACGCGCGGAUUUCGUUUCAGUUAGAAGCUUUUGUUCAAGUUCAUAUACGUAGCGACAUGUAUGAGGGCUUAAAACAAACAAAAUUAAAAAAGCUCGUUAGACGUCUGGCUCGCGGGCGGCAGAAAGAGAGGGAACCAAACUUUGCACUCUUCAUUUGUGCACCAAUCGAGAAAAAAUUCAAUAAAGCUCGCUUCCUUUUGUCUAAUUGCCUAUGUAAACCUACUUAUAACAUAGCGAUUGUUCGAUUCCUGCGACAUUCCGGCGAGAACAUGGGGUGCUACGAAGUUGUUUAUACUUGUUCUCAUAAGAAAUACUGGCUUGGCUUUCGUUCUUAUAAACAUUUUAUGAAUACACAUGACAUGUAUUUAUCAUAAGUAACUUUUAUGGGAUGAGAAACUUUGUAAAAAUAUUCUGCACUAAGAAUUGUUGGUCAAUAAGAUUUUCGGGUUAUUUGGUUUGUUAGGAAAUGCCCGGCCACGGACUGUCUCAAGUGAAAUGCGAGCCGCAAUCGGACGAAGACGACAGCGACCCACAGUUCGCGCACACCUAUCUAAACAGCCAGGGCAAUGGGUUGGAGGAGCUGGUGCCGCUGGCGCCGGCGGGCCCGGCCGCCACGCCUGUCUGCGUCAAGCAGGAGCGCGCCGACUCGCCGCCGACCUCCACGCUUGAAACCCUCGAGUCAGCCCCGCACAAUGCUAAGAGUGCCGACCUCCUGGACAGGCACUUAGACUUCCUGCACGUGUGUGACAUGCAGGACUCGACGGACUUCAUGCCGCUGCUCGCAGUCAAGGAUGAGCCCUCGUCUGAAGGAGAGCAACCCCACCUGAGUGGCGAGGACACAAGCGACUCAUGCGGGCGACAAGCAUCGCCCGCACCGCGGCACAGCCCCAAGAGCUGGACGCAACAGGACAUGGAGCGGGCUCUCGACGCGCUCAGGAACCAUCAGAUGAGCCUUACUAAGGCAUCUGCGACAUACGGCAUCCCGUCGACGACGCUGUGGCAGCGCGCACACCGGCUCGGCAUCGACACGCCCAAGAAGGAGGGCGGCGCCAAGUCCUGGAGCGAGGCCGACCUGCGCGGGGCCCUGCACGCGCUCCGGGCCGGCGCCAUCUCCGCUAAUAAGGCCAGCAAAGCGUAUGGCAUCCCGAGCAGCACGCUGUACAAGAUAGCCCGGCGCGAGGGCAUCCGGCUGUCGGCCCCGUUCAACGCGGCGCCGGUGUCGUGGCGGCGCGCGGACCUGGCGGCGGCGCUGGCGGCCAUCCGCGCCGGCGCCGCCUCCGUGCAGCAGGCCGCCGCGCUCUACGGGAUACCCACCGGCACGCUGUACGGGAGGUGCAAGCGAGAGGGUAUCGAGUUGUCUCGCUCCAACCCCACGCCGUGGUCCGAGGACGCUAUGGGAGAAGCGCUAGAAGCUGUCAGGGUAGGCCAGAUGUCCAUAAACCAGGCGGCAAUUCACUACAACUUGCCGUAUUCCUCGCUUUAUGGAAGAUUCAAGCGAUGCAAAUAUCAGAUGCAGGGCAUGGCUCCGUGCCCGCAGCCGCCGCCCGAGCGGGAGCAGUGCCAGCCGACGCCCGCCGCCCCGCAGUACUGGGCGGCGGGCGCGGGGCUGCCCCACGACCAGUACGCGCACUACUACCACGCGGGCAGCAGCAUCGCCACCAGCUGAGGGUAUCCCCACACCCACUGGUACGAACCACUGUGAGUCUGAUCCGCCUACAUUUGUAAUGUCACUCUUAUGAAACAAUACUUUGAUGAUACUCAAUUUAAGGCAAGAAGGCUCGCGAUGAAAUGUCAUGCUGUCAUACACUUUAAAAUGGCAGUGUAGUCAUCGUUUUAUUUUUUUGAGAACGCGACUAUUUGUGGACCCACAAAUAGAAUAUCAGAACUCUCGACUCCAAAAGAUCUUGAAGAAUCUUGCAAGCUUACACCCAGUACUUAAAAGGUUGACAAGUCUUCGAAGGUUUAACAACCAAUGACUGCUACUGCGUGUGAUCCACAAGUAAGGCCGAGUAGCCAGUCCAGUAUAGUAAGUAAGACUGUUGGGAUAUACAAAUAUCCAAGUUCAUUCAUAGCGAACUUCAAUCACUCGUCAAACUUUCAAUCAUUUAAUGUUCACUUCAAUCGCACAUCUUGUAACUGACUUUAUUCGAAAUAUAAAAUAAUAGAGUAAUUAACAGUGGACUAGCUAGUAUCCUUCUUUUCGUAAUUUGAUGUGGCAAUCCAGUGUCCACUUGUCCAGUAUGAACGUAUUUUGUCAAUCAUUUGUUUCAAGACCCUCAGUCAUUAAAAAACACAGUCCAGCCUAUACCUGCCUAAUACACGUCAGUCCGUCAGCCUUUAGAUGCUAGGAGAUAAUGCAAGAAACUUUUGUAGCGUAGAAGUGAAUAAUGUGGCCGUAAGGAGUUAAAUUAAGUAUCAUUUGAGUAUGGAGUGAGCCCCAAGUACAAUCUGUAUACAAAAACUAAUCUCACUAUGACUGUGUAACUACGUCCAUUGCUGUUUUAGUAGGUCUUUAAAAAAAUCUGUCAAUGUACAGUACGUUCAUGUGUAAAGAAGUAUUUUAAACAAAGGUGUCGCUACUCUAGGAUAUGAGUAAUAAGUUAGGUUACCUUUGGGGUGGUCUAAUAAUUUACCCAGCUUUAGUAACCUGUACCGUAAGGAUUUAAAUCCGAGUAAGUAAUUUCUAUUUUGUUGUUUUUUAAAUUUUAGCAAUAUGUAUACUAAAUUUUGUACUUAAAGUUAUUAAAUAUUAAGUUGCCCUUUCAUAUAAGGUUUCUGAUAUAAUUAGUUUUUACGUAAAUUCAAUAUAAAUAAACGGCACACAUACCGUGCUUUCAUACCAGUAGCGACAUCUAUUAGUCUAAGGUAGUAAACUGCUAGAUACACUUAGAGAGAGAAACUGCCAUGCAAAUACGUAAAUAGUAAUAAGUAACUAAUUAUAAAUAUACAGGUUUUGUAAGAUUUUUUUGUGAUGUAUUUUGUACCCAUGUACCUAAUAUAAGUACAGAAUUUAGAGAAACAAUAGACAUUGGGAGGAAUCAGUUUAGACUUCAGGGCUUCCAUGAUGUACGAAAAUAAUAUUCAUUUGUCACUCGCAUCACGAAGCAUCCGGUAUUUCAAAGAUUCAAAAAUUUUAUUUCUCCUGUCUAAUAAAUAUUAAUAAAUUUUAAUACCGCGUAUAGUGUCCCAUAUUUGAUGGUUUAAAAAGCAUUGGAACCUUCACUUUAAGUACUUAUGUAGUUCUAGCUAAUAUACAGAACUAAGAAUAUUGUAGGGGUGUCGAAAGCCGUUCUGUAAGUGAUGAAUUUCAGCAAUAUUAGGAAACCAAGUAUGACGUACAAUUAGUACUAGCAUUUUGUAGGUAUUAGGUACUGCUACUUAGGAAUAACAAUAUGGAUAGAUUCUUAGAAUUGUUUAGAUGAAAUGACAAUGUCUUGUGUUUCAAGAACAAUUACGAUUAAAUAGUUUCUAAGAUUGUAUCAUUCUGUCCAGACGAAAUACGUAAUUUUAAUGUGAUGGAUCUUUGACAUAAGCUUAGAAAUACGUCCGUUUCUUUAUUUAGACUACGGAUUUGUCAGUUUAACUGUAGCGUUUACUCGGUUUACCCGUUAUUAUUGUAUUUGUUUCAUGUGCGAUCCCACUUUAGUUAAUCUAGUGGCCGCUAGAUGGCAACCUGGAAGAGUUUAAUCGUCUGCUAGAUGGCAUCGAUGAUGCUGGUUUCAGUUCUAAAUUACAGAUGGCGUUAUUUUCAUUGUGAUAUAUAUUUUAGUAAUACUUAGUUAUUUACAGCUCUAGUUAUUGUUUGAUCUAAUAAGAAAUUGUUUAAAAAUAUGCGACUUUCCAACAUUUCAGAACUUAGAUCUUUAUAAACAUGAUAGACUGAAAAUAUUGUAGU
Trichoplusia ni (cabbage looper) is the source of this 5039-nucleotide messenger RNA. RefSeq lists its product as uncharacterized. Lineage: Eukaryota; Metazoa; Arthropoda; Insecta; Lepidoptera; Noctuidae. The record is from RefSeq and is a predicted model, not a curated record. Gene Ontology annotation, molecular function: DNA binding. Gene Ontology annotation, cellular component: nucleus. The coding region runs from base 1611 to 2810 and encodes 399 amino acids. The transcript is spliced from 9 exons. Gene Ontology annotation, biological process: regulation of transcription by RNA polymerase II.